Messenger RNA from Ornithorhynchus anatinus (platypus), 2424 nucleotides. RefSeq names its product cAMP responsive element binding protein 3 like 3 (gene CREB3L3). The transcript is spliced from 10 exons. Gene Ontology annotation, biological process: regulation of transcription by RNA polymerase II. Gene Ontology annotation, molecular function: DNA-binding transcription factor activity, RNA polymerase II-specific; RNA polymerase II cis-regulatory region sequence-specific DNA binding. The record is from RefSeq and is a predicted model, not a curated record. Gene Ontology annotation, cellular component: nucleus. Lineage: Eukaryota; Metazoa; Chordata; Mammalia; Monotremata; Ornithorhynchidae. Bases 189 to 1577 code for a protein of 462 amino acids.
GGGGAGGGAGUCGGGAUCACCUACGGUAUUUCAGCCCCCGCUGGCCUCGAAGCGCUGCCACAGAGUGGAGCGGGUUGAGGGUGAGGAGUGAGAGGUUACGGGAGGAACACCAGCCCAGGCCUCGAGGAGAAGAUACAGCUCCGAUUCAGCGUCUCCAACCCCACGGACGGGAUACAGCAUCCGGAGAGAUGGCGUCCACCUGCCCCCCAGGCCCUACGGAGAGUCUGGAGCUCCUGGAUCUUCUCUUCGACCGACACGAUGGAAUUUUGCGCCAUGUCGACCUGGAGGGCUCCGACUGGACCCAUCUCGAAGACAGUCUCCUGCCAGGUCCAGAAUCCAACGACUUCUUCAACUCCAUCCUGGGCUCAGGUGACUCAAUGCCCAGCUCUCCUCUUUGGUCCCCGGCCGCUAGCGACAGCGGUAUCUCUGAGGACCCAUCCUCUGACCAGCAAGACAGCCCCCAGCACUCCCUACUCAUGGCCAGCCCUGGCAGCUACCGUGAGGGAGGGCCCAGCAAACCCCCUUACCCAUCCUAUUGCCACAGUCCCCCCACCGCUACUGGGCCCCAGGGGCCCAGAGCUGAGGUGCUGGAAACAUCCGUGUCAAUCGACCUGGCAGAAAUGUGGACCCCGGGUGUCUUCCAGGAGGACAGUCAGGAGCUGUCUGGCUCAUCCCCAUCCUGUACCCUCACAGUCAAAGACCUGUUGCUAUCCAGCAGCAGUGACCUGCACCAGCAGCACCAGCAGCACCAGCAGCAGGUACCCCCCUUCCUGUUAAGACCAGGCUCCGGGCACUGCCAGGAACUGGUGCUGACCGAGGAUGAGAAAAAGCUCCUGGUAAAGGAGGGUGUCACCCUGCCCGCUCAGCUGCCCCUCACUAAGUUUGAAGAGCGGGUGUUGAAGAAAAUCCGCCGGAAAAUUCGGAACAAACAAUCGGCCCAAGAGAGCCGGAAGAAGAAGAAGGAGUACAUCGAUGGGCUGGAGACUCGGAUGUCAGCCUGCACAGCCCAGAACCAGGAGCUGCAGAGGAAAGUCCUACACCUGGAGAAACAGAAUCUAUCCCUCCUGGAGCAGCUGCGGAAACUCCAAGCCCUCGUGGUACAGUCCACCAGCAAAGCAGCUCAGACAGGCACCUGUGUGGCGGUCCUGCUGCUGUCAUUUGCCCUUAUCGUCUUUCCCUCCAUCAGCCCUUUUGCUCAGAACAAAGCCGAAGCCCCAGGAGACUUUGUGCCAGUCAGAGUCUUCUCCAGGUCCCUGCACGCGGAUGCUGCCUCGCGGGUCUUCCAGGCCCUCGUCAAGGACGGGGAGGAGCCGGGCCCCAGGGAAGGCGACACACCACGGUGGAGGGAAUACUCCCAGGAGGAGCACAGCUCCAGUCUGCUGAGCAAGUUCCUGGGCAGUUCCCAGGAGCAGGAAUCUCACCCCGGCAACGGGACGCCCUCCCUCCCUCCCCAGGCCCAGCCCAAUCUGGAAGGAGUCAAACCAGGGGAGAGUUCGGGGCCGAACCAGGGGCUGCUGCUCUGGUCUGACCCAAACACCCCCAGCCCAAUGGUGCUGGAGCUGGGGGAGGAACUCUGAUCUCCCCCCUCCCCCCCCCACCACCACUCUCCAGCCCCCUCGCAGUGCUUCUUCCCCCUCAGAUGAGGCCGGACAAGAUUCCCUCCCUCGGGAGCUAGGGAGGGUGACAGAGGGAGAGUUGGGUGCCGGGGGGCGGAAAAAAAACCAAGGCUCACACGUACACCACAACCCCCAGAACAGGGCUGCUAACCCCCGGGGGGCUUGGGGGGGAAAGAGGAGCGGUUUCUUGUACCAGCCUGAGAACUCCCUCUCAGCCCACAGGGGAGGCAAGGGGAAGGAGAAAGGGCAACCAGCCCUCAAACUGAGGGUCUUGUCUAAGCGCUGGGGGCUGGAAAGGGGGCCGGAUGGUUCUAGGCUAAGGGCCGGGUCCCCCUGCGGGGUCCCUCAGGCAGGCAGCGAACGGAGCCCCUGCAGAAUUCUAGCCUGGGAGGGGAAAGAGAAGGAAACGGGGACUGGGGUGGGAGGCCCAUAGACAUUCAAACACCUCAACAUCCAACAUUUAUCUAGACGCAGAGGCAAACGUCACCUCACACGUAGGACGGGCAGAUGUGCCAAUCCGUGGCGACCCCCCAAUUGUACCUCCCGAGCGCCUAGUACAGUGCUCUGCACACGGUAAGCUCUCAAUAAACACGAUCGAAUGAAUGAAUGAACCCCCUCCCUCCCGCAACUGACUUAGCAACGCAUCCACGAGCGUGGAUGCGGUCACGCUCACAUACCCGCUCCUGCCAAACCUGACCAAAAACAUACCUAGCCACCCCCAUUCUCCAGGGAGUAGAGUGGAAGCUCCUUGCGGGCAGGGGACACGUCUCGGGCUUCUGUUGUACUUUUCCAAGUGCUUAGUGCAGUG